AUCUGAUAAACCUUUCACCAUUUUCAGCCUGAUAUGAAAUUCAUUAGCAAAUAAUUAUAACAUUAAAUAUCAAUACUCACCCAUACUCUGUUCAUUUUCCUGAAAGCGUAAAGAUCAUCAUAAAUCAUCAUGGAUGCCCUGAGGAAACAAGCAAGCAAGCUUCGAGAUCAAGUUGCCAAACAACAACAGGCUGUGAUAAAGCAGUUCAGCGCAAGUGGGUAUGAGCAUUCAGAUGUGAUGGUUAUUGAUGAACUGGAGUUGCAAAGACACCAGCAGUUGGAGAAGCUCUACAGGUCAACUCGUUCAGGAAAGGAUUUUCAAAGAGAACUGGUUAAAGCGGCAGAAGCUUUUACAGCCAUAGGUUAUAAGCAUAUAGAAGCAGGAACCAAGUUGUCUGAAGAAUGCAGCAAAUAUGGAGUGGAGAAUGCCAAUGAUGAAAUUUUGGCCAAGGCUGCAUCUAUAUAUGGUGAUGCACGUAAACAUGUGGAAAAGGAACAAGAAGACUUUACCAGACUCUUAUUUUCACAGAUUUUAGAACCCUUGAGAGCAAUGAUAAGCGGUGCUCCUCUAGAAGAUGCCCGUCAUCUUGCUCAGCGUUAUAGCCGAAUGAGGCAAGAAGCAGAGACCCAGGCAUCAGAAGUUACAAGAAGGCAAGCACGAGUUAGAGAAUCUCCAAUUCCCGAGAAUGUAACAAAGCUACAUGCAGCUGAAGCUAGAAUGCAGGAACUUAAAGCAAACAUGGCUGUAUUAGGUAAAGAGGCAAAUGCUGCACUCGCUGCUGUUGAAUCGCAACAACAAAGACUUACAUUCCAGAGACUCGUUGCAAUGGUUGAAGGAGAAAGAACUUAUCAUGAGAGAGUAGCUGCUAUUCUUCAUCAGAUAGAAGCUGAGAUGGUAUCCGACAAACAAAGGAGAGAGUCUGCCCCUCCUGCAGUUCCAGCGAAUCUUUUGUCAGAUAAAACAAAAUACUUUCUGGCUGUGGCAAUGCAUGGGUUUGAAGCCUCGUCUGAUAAGGAAUUAAGCCUGGCCAUUGGUGACUAUGUUGUAGUUCGGAAGGUGAGCCCUUCAGGAUGGUCGGAAGGAGAAUGCAGGGGUAGAAAUGGCUGGUUUCCAUCAGCUUAUGUUGAGAGACGUCAAAGGCUUCCUAAUGCCAAUGGAAAUCCCGACUUUUACUGAUCCACAUUUUUAUCGUCUUCACGUGUAUUUAUCUCUUAUCAGAGCCAUGUUAAAUUUGAGUUUUUGCAUUUCUUAUGUUUUCGGUUCAUAGGUUUUGUAUUUUGACAAUAUUGUAGCUGAUCAACAUCUAAACUAAGUGGAAUAUGUCGAUUAUCAAUUAUACCAAUGAACUGUGUUGACUUUGGUUCCAA
This is a messenger RNA of Erigeron canadensis, 1367 nucleotides long. RefSeq names its product SH3 domain-containing protein 3. The record is from RefSeq and is a predicted model, not a curated record. The transcript has 10 exons. NCBI's taxonomy places the organism in Eukaryota, Viridiplantae, Streptophyta, Magnoliopsida, Asterales, Asteraceae. The coding region runs from base 130 to 1176 and encodes 348 amino acids. Gene Ontology annotation, molecular function: protein binding.